AAGCGGAGAAUGAACUUAAAAAUCACUGGGUAUUUCUGCCUCUCAUACUCAUAGCUCUCAUAUCACUCUGCGCGUAUCAGUAAUCGUGUUUCUGCGGUGAUUCUGUGAAUACUUCACAACCGGUCCCAGUUCAAAGUUCAAUCAGUUCAAUAUAAAUAAUAUCAGACGUGUUUCGUUUAGAUUCUCAACAGAUUUUGUAAGUCAGAAUUUUUCCAUACUAAUCAUCUACCAGCCUAUUCAACAUGAGUUCCAGAAUAUUCCGAGCGGUUAUUAUGGGUGCCCCAGGUUCAGGUAAGGGGACCAUAUCUGCAAGGAUCAUCAAAACGCAAAACAUGAAGCACAUAUCCAGUGGUGAUAUCCUACGUAGCAAUAUCGAACAAAAAACCGAACUAGGCAAUAUCGCUGAUGGCUACAUCAAAAAUGGCAAGCUAGUCCCAGACAUCUAUAUAACUAAAUGCAUAUUGGGAGAACUCGAUAAGAUUCAGUCAUCUUCGUGGUUAUUAGAUGGCUUUCCUCGUACAACUGAACAAGCGGCUGAUCUGUGGAAUGUGGCGCCUAUAGACACGGUUAUCAAUUUGAAUGUCCCUUUUGAAGUCAUCAUCGAUCGCCUGCGCAGCCGAUGGGUGCAUCUGCCAAGUGGGCGAGUGUACAAUAUUGGCUUUAACGAUCCCAAGGUACCUGGGAAGGACGACGAAACAGGAGAACCGCUGAGUCAAAGACCGGACGAUAAUCCAGUUGCUGUUAGAAAAAGACUCGAAGUGUAUGAUGCCUGCACGAAACCGGUCAAUGACUUUUUCCGGAAGAAGGGAGUUCUGGAAACGUUUUCCGGUUCUACUACCGACGAAAUAUGGCCCAACGUGCACAAAUUCCUUCAAAACAAAUUGAAGUAAGACUUGUAUAGAUAACGUAGUACGACAAUAACGAUAAAGACGUGAAGUAUAAUUUGAUAGCGUAAAUGAUAAGAAGAGAGUAAUGGGAUAAGUACGUGAUACUUAGGCACAAUUUAGUACCGAUUACCGGGAAAUUUUCAGGUGUAGGAAUUAUACUUAAAAUAUAUAGGAAUUUUUAUCCAUAAAAGUUGCCACUUCAAACGUCGUUUCGAAAUGUUCUAUCUUAAAUUCUCAACCAUUUUUCCAGCCUUUCCUCGAACUAGUUUUAAACGCUAUUUUAAACGCUGAACGAAAGCAAGUAAAUCUACGUUAACUAUACGGAUGGGUAGACCAAUAACAGAAAACUGUAUACUACAGCUAAAUCUACUUACCUACAUAUGUAUAAGAAUUAGUACAGCUCGGGUUUGAUCAAAGCAAAACAUAAUUACUUAAAUUUCACUUAAAUUAACUGCAUAUUUGCACUUCAUUUUACUCCACUAAACGAGAGACGAUUCUGACAAUCCACUAUUCUUUACAUUUACCGUUCAGUUGAUGUAUGUUAAAUAAAUUUUAAAGUCUGUA
Molecule: messenger RNA, 1451 nt
Organism: Uranotaenia lowii
Lineage: Eukaryota; Metazoa; Arthropoda; Insecta; Diptera; Culicidae
Gene: Ak3
Product: GTP:AMP phosphotransferase AK3, mitochondrial
Exons: 1
Coding region: 243-890 (215 amino acids)
Biological process (GO): nucleobase-containing compound metabolic process
Cellular component (GO): cytoplasm; mitochondrion
Molecular function (GO): ATP binding; AMP kinase activity
Source: RefSeq, a predicted model, not a curated record